GACACUGCACAUCCUCCCCUAAGCAAACAACCAUGAACAGCAAGAUUGUAUUAUUCAUCUGCAUGGUGGGUGUGGCCUCGGCCAGCGUAGUUGCUCCAGUACCAGUAGCCCGUGUUGACCCAUUCCCGCAAUACUCCUACGGCUACGAUGUCCAAGAUUCCAUCAGCGGCGACUAUAAGGGGCACCAAGAACAAAGGAAUGGUGACGUUGUUACCGGAUCAUACUCCGUUGUCGAUCCUGAUGGUACUAGAAGAAUUGUUGAUUAUGCCGCUGAUCCUAUUAACGGUUUUAACGCUGUUGUCCGUCGUGAACCUCUCGUAGUCGCCGCACCCUCUAAAGUGAUCGCACCGGCUCCACUACUUGCUCCCGCUCCAGUUGCUCCUGCUCCGGUAAUAGCGAGAGCACCUCUGUAUGCUCCUGCCCCCGCACCCCUCUUCGCCCCAAGACUACCCUAUUACUUUUAGAUGAAUUAAUACAAUUUUGUUGUGUUGCUGUAUAUACCUAUUAAUGAAUAAGGCUUUUAUAAUUG
Nymphalis io (European peacock) is the source of this 529-nucleotide messenger RNA. It is a transcript of the gene CPR69, whose product is annotated as larval cuticle protein A2B-like. The transcript is spliced from 2 exons. The record is from RefSeq and is a predicted model, not a curated record. NCBI's taxonomy places the organism in Eukaryota, Metazoa, Arthropoda, Insecta, Lepidoptera, Nymphalidae. Gene Ontology annotation, cellular component: extracellular matrix. Bases 33 to 464 code for a protein of 143 amino acids.